GUAGCCAUUUUGGCUCAAGCCGUUUGUAUCGAGCUCCCACAGCUCGGGCAGGCAGGCUUUCGGGGAGGCAGAUCGCCUGGUGACUCCCGGACGAAGACAGCCAGCAGAGCCGUACGAAGAUGGCGGCCGUGGAAGCCAAGUGGGAUGUGAAGCAGAUGGAGUCAGGAGACAAGGCGUGGUCGCAGCGGACCGGCCCAGAGAAGGUCCUUUUCGUGAUCAUCCAGGUGUUGAAGGUGGUGAUGGCGGUGGGGCUUCUCUACAUCUUCCUCAUCUCCCUGAGCAUGAUGGGCAACGCGUUCAAGGUCAUCGGAGGCCCCACCGCUGGGAAAGUCUUCCGGAACAACGCCAUCUUCGACAACCCGUUCGCGGGCUGCUCCCUCGGGAUCCUGGCGACGGUGCUAGUGCAGUCCUCGUCGACCAGUACCUCCAUCAUCAUCACGAUGACUGCGGCAGGCCUGAUCGAUCCCAAGAACGCCAUUUACAUGAUCAUGGGGGCGAACAUCGGCACAUCUGUCACCAAUACAAUAGUCAGCAUGUCCCACAUGGGCGACGUGGACCAGUACCGCCGGGCGUUCGCGGGCGCAACGGUGCACGACUGCUUCAAUCUGUUGACAGUGACCAUCCUGCUCCCGCUCGAGUACUUCACUCACAUGCUCUACCACAUUGGCAGCGCCCUCGUCGAGUCCGCUGGCAUCGAGGAGGACCAGGAAAAGCAGGAGAAGGUCGACUUCAUCAAGAAGCUCACGAAGCCGGUCACCUCUCGCCUGAUCUCUGUGGACAAGAAGCUGGUGACCAAGGUCGCGCAGGCGGACGACCAGGAGACGCUGGACGGCCUGCUGGCACAGUCGAUCAUCCAGAACAAGCGCACCCUUGACAACCAUAUGUUCCUGGACACCCCCCUGAGCGACGAGGGGGCUGGGUGGCUGCUGCUGGUCAUCUCCCUGGUGAUGCUGUCCACCACGCUUAUCCUCCUGGUCAAGCUGCUGCAGACGAUCUUCCGGGGCCGCGCCGCGAUUUGGAUGCAGGGGUUGCUGAACCUGGAGUUCAAGACGGUGCCCUUUGUGGCCGACUACAUCCUCAUCCUCUUCGGUGUGGGCAUCACCAUCCUCAUGCAGAGCAGCAGCAUAACAACCUCGACGCUGACGCCGCUCGUCGGAAUCGGGCUCAUCAAGCUCGACAAGAUGUUCCCGUUCACCGUCGGCGCGAACGUGGGCACCACCGUCACGGGCAUGCUGUCUGCGCUGGCGGGCUCGAACGUCGCGACCGGCAUGACGGUGGCGUUUGCGCACCUGUUCUUCAACCUCAUCGGAGCGCUCAUCUGGUUCCCGAUCCCUGCCAUGCGCGCCGUGCCGCUCACCAUGGCCAGGGCACUGGGUAGCGUGGCCGCCGACCUGCGCUGGUUCCCUGUCGCCUACAUCUUCGUCGUCUUCGGGAUCAUUCCGGGCCUGCUGCUGGGGCUGUCCCUGAUGCAUUGGGCGGCGCUCGUGUUCGUGGGCCUUCCGAUCCUGCUCCUGCUGAUCGCUGGCUCUUGCGUCUUCGGCAUGCGCGCCUACCACCCGGAGCGGCUGCCUGCGGUGCUCAAGAAGGACUUCUCGUUCAUGCCGCCCAGCAUGAAGAUGGCCACCGCGGACGGCGAGGGUCAGUCCGCCGCGGUGGAGGAGUCGAACAUCGGCAGUACCGACAUCGGUGGCGCGAGGCAGUGGUGGCUGGCGCCCUGUGCCUACGGGCUCGGCUGGUACUCGAUCCUGGUAAUGCUGAUGGCGGUGCCGAACGCCAAGUGGUCCGACAUGAAGUACGCGUCCUUCGACGCCCGGGACCACGUCGGCAUCGGCGCCUGGAGCGCGUGCUCCGCCAUGUUCGCGGAGGAGGUGGGCUGGGCUCCGAGCCCUCUCACGGGCGCGGACCUCGAUGCGCACCUCGCGACGUGCAUGGCUGACCUCAGCUCCGCCUGCGCCGACCAGAGCGACUUCUCCACCGUCCUGGGCGCCAACACCGUCUACGAGGAGUCGUGGCAGGGGUGCACGGACGCCACGACGGGGGACUGGCUGAGUGAGUGCGAGGCGCUGACUGGGUGCGGCGACCUGCACGCGACGCAGUGCGCCAACGUGUCCGCCGCGGUCUCCCGAACGUACACCAUCGACUACAGCCAGUCUGGCACCAAGUGGGCCGCGGCCCCAGCGUCGUCCUGCAGCGCGGACGCCUUGCCGAAGGCCUGUUGCAUCCCGCUCGGCGACCUCUGCACGGACGUCGGCGGCCUCACGGCCGCGGGCGGCCUGAGCGUGGCCGGGAUCGUCUUCUCCAUUUUGGGGAUGGCGGCGAUGCUCGCCUACCUCGCCAGGGGGGACAAGCGGGACAUGCGCAAGGUACUCUGGGGCACCGCCGCCGCCUUCGGCGUGGCUUGGGUCCUCUUGCUCGCUGCGUGGACCAUCGGCCUGAGCGCGCUGGGGCAGGAGACGACGUGCUGGGUCCAGGACGACCAGAACGACGGCAUCGUGGCGGCCAAGGGCAAGCUCGGGGACAUCGGGAACGGCGUCGGCUACGGGCUCGGCUACAUCAUCGGGGGCUGGGUCCUGCUCAACCCGAUCCUCGCGAUCACGGCGCUCCGCAUCGUGGCCGACGUGAAGGCCGGCCCCCCGCAGAAGGAAGAGGCGAGCGAGGACGAUGCGGCCAAGGUCUCGACCAUCUGAGCACGUGACGGCGCGGAUGAUCCGUCGUGCGAUCCCGCCUCCACCAGCCCGCGCCUCUCUCUCUCUCUCUCUCUCUCUCUCUUCUCUCUGGAGGAGUUGCCCUACUUCCAGCCCCCAUGUUCACGCCCUGCCUGCUGUGCCAGGGAUUUUUGCACCCAGGAUGUCCGCAGGAUGUCUCAAUAGAUGCUGUCUUCUCAAGUCUCGAAAUUUGUCGUAACACUCAGCGCCCUCGCGCUGCCCCCCCGGACACCGCGGGGGGGCGCUCGCGUGCCAUUUUUGCACCCGCAGCGCGACAGCGUCGCUCGCAGCCGCCCAGGCUAGGGAUGGAGGGGCUCCCCCGCAUCUGCAGGCCACGAGCCCGGAUCCUGGGGCGGAGCGGCGCUUGCACAAUACGGCAAUCGCUCGCCAUUCGAGACAAUGCAGUGACAAUACGACAAUACAAUGCACAAUACGACGGUCGCUUGUACAAUACGACGAUACAGUGGCGCUGUCGUAAUGAUGCGGGAGGCUUGGCCUGGUGCCGCACCCUCACACCGUGGCCGCCAAGCCAUGUCUCUCCAGCGCAAGUGCUUCAGUUUCGUGCUCGCGUUCGCCGUGCGCCCAAGCGGCUGCGAUUCGCAAUGAUCGAGCAAGUCAGGUAUCCGCCUCGCGCCUGGCCUCGCGCGCCCCUCAAGUUCCCGGGAGGCUGGAGAGGCCGGAGGCGGCGGUCGCGCCAGCGCCGGGCCGAGCCAUGGCAUUUGCGGGUGGGCGCGCGCCCGGAUGGACGCCGCCAACUCCUCUUGGGAGGUGCGUGGGAGGUGUCGCCGUCCGGUGUGGGCAAGUCCAAGAGCGUGUUGAUGUAUGGGCUGAUUGAUAAUCGGAAUGCCAACGGGUAGCUGAAGGCACGCCUGGAGGGAACGCAUUGAGGCCGAUGCAGGGGCUAUUUAUGUUGUUUUGGAUUCUCCACCAGGUCGUAGUAAUGAAAAUCUGCAAGUUCGUAUGCGGUAUGGAUUGCGCAAGGCAGCAGUCCGC
This is a messenger RNA of Prorocentrum cordatum, 3698 nucleotides long. The record is from the annotation of a GenBank genome assembly. Lineage: Eukaryota; Dinophyceae; Prorocentrales; Prorocentraceae.